Messenger RNA from Huiozyma naganishii CBS 8797, 1173 nucleotides. RefSeq names its product cystathionine gamma-lyase CYS3 (gene CYS3). Gene Ontology annotation, biological process: transsulfuration. Gene Ontology annotation, cellular component: cytoplasm. Lineage: Eukaryota; Fungi; Ascomycota; Saccharomycetes; Saccharomycetales; Saccharomycetaceae. The record is from RefSeq and is a predicted model, not a curated record. The transcript has a single exon. Gene Ontology annotation, molecular function: cystathionine gamma-lyase activity; pyridoxal phosphate binding. Bases 1 to 1173 code for a protein of 390 amino acids.
AUGUCUCCAAGUGACAAAUUCGCUACUUUGGCUGUUCACGCCGGUGAACACACCGAUGUCCACGGUUCUGUCAUUGAGCCGAUCUCUUUGUCGACAACUUUCAAGCAGUCCUCCCCUGCGAACCCAAUUGGUGUCUACGAGUACUCUCGUUCGCAGAACCCUAACAGGGACAACCUGGAGAACGCCAUUGCCGCCUUGGAAAAGGCCCAGUACGGGCUUGCGUUCUCCUCUGGGUCCGCAGCGACAUCUGUGAUAAUGCAGUCCCUUCCACAAGGUUCUCACGCCGUGUCUAUCGGCGAUGUCUACGGGGGUACCCAUAGGUACUUUACAAAGGUCGCCAACACGCACGGUGUGGAAACGACUUUCACAAACAACCUGCUGGAGGAGUUGCCAAACCUAGUCAAGGACAACACCCGUCUCGUCUGGAUCGAGUCUCCAACUAACCCAACGUUGAAAGUAACUGACAUCCAGGCUGUCUCAAACGCCAUCAAGAAGAUCAACAAGGACAUUUUGCUUGUCGUCGACAACACUUUCUUGUCCCCCUACCUGUCCAACCCACUGACCUUUGGUGCGGACAUCGUCGUGCACUCUGCGACAAAGUACAUCAACGGUCACUCUGACGUCGUUUUGGGGGUCCUGGCCACCAACAGCAAGGACAUCUACGAAAGAUUGCAAUUCCUACAGAAUGCCAUCGGUGCGAUCCCAUCGCCAUUCGAUGCGUGGUUGACCCACAGGGGGUUGAAGACGCUGCACUUGAGAGUCAAGCAGGCGUCCGUCACAGCGCAGAAGAUCGCCGAGUUCCUCUCCGCGAGCAAGCACGUCGAGGCGGUCAACUACCCUGGUUUGAAGACCCAUCCAAACCACGCCGUUGUUCAAAGACAGCACAGAGAUGCCCUCGGUGGUGGUAUGAUCUCCUUCAGAGUUAAGGGCGGUGCCGCCGCCGCUGCCAAGUUCUCUUCCACGACGAGACUGUUCACUCUCGCAGAGUCCCUCGGUGGGAUCGAGUCCCUACUGGAGGUCCCAGCUGUCAUGACCCACGGAGGUAUUCCAAAGGAGUCCAGAGAGGCCUCCGGCGUCUAUGACAACCUCAUCAGACUGUCCGUUGGUAUCGAGGACACGGAGGAUCUACUGGAGGACAUCAAGCAGGCGCUGGAGGCGGCCGCGGAGAACUAA